AAAGAGAAUUCCAAGUAAAUGAGUGUCAUCAGACUCGGAGCCGGCUGAAGACAUGAGGGUGAUACUGCUGGCUGUGGUUUACGUCCCCUUCGCCGUGGCUGUGGAACGCGUCCCGCUCAUUCGAUUUAAAUCUAUCAAGAAACAACUUAAAGAAAAGGGAGAAUUAGAAGAAUUCUGGAGGAAUCACCACCCCGAUAUUUUUGCUCGGAGGUACCUGCAUUGCUUCCCUGCAGAUAUUACUCUAUCGGUAGGAACCGCUUCAGAAAGGCUGUAUGAUUACAUGAAUGCGCAGUACUAUGGAGUUGUGAGUGUGGGCACGCCGCCUCAGAGGUUCACCGUGGUGUUUGACACCGGCUCGUCCAAUUUUUGGGUCCCUUCCGCCUAUUGCAUCAGUGAAGCGUGCAGGGUACACCAGAAAUUCAAGUCCUUUCUGUCGGACUCGUAUGAGCAUGGCGGGGAAGCCUUCUCCUUGCAGUACGGCACCGGAGAGCUGCUGGGCAUCGCUGCCAAGGACACGCUGCAGAUCAGUAACAUCUCCAUCAAGGGACAGGACUUUGGCGAGUCCGUGUUUGAGCCAGGAACAACCUUUGCCCUUGCCCACUUUGAUGGCGUGCUGGGCUUGGGAUACCCCUCCUUAGCAGUGGGCAAUGCUCUGCCCGUGUUUGACAGCAUCAUGAACCAGAAGCUGGUGGAGGAGCCAGUCUUCUCCUUCUAUCUGAAAAGAGGAGAUGACACUGAGAACGGUGGUGAGCUGAUCCUGGGGGGGAUAGACCAUUCCCUCUACAAAGGCUCAAUUCACUGGGUCCCAGUCACUGAGAAAAGCUACUGGCAAAUACAUCUGAACAAUAUAAAAAUCCAGGGCCGGGUGGCAUUUUGCUCCCACGGUUGUGAAGCCAUCGUUGAUUCAGGCACUUCUCUCAUCACCGGUCCCUCUUCACAAAUCAGGAAACUCCAGGAGUAUAUUGGGGCAAGUCCAUCACAUACUGGAGAGUUUCUUGUAGAUUGCAGAAGACUGUCCAGCUUGCCCCACAUCAGCUUCACCAUCGGGCACCAUGAAUACAAGCUGACAGCAGAGCAAUAUGUUGUGAAGGAGUCUAUCGAUGACCAAACCUUCUGCAUGAGCGGCUUUCAGUCUCUUGACAUCACCACUCGCUCUGGCCCGCUCUGGAUUUUAGGAGAUGUCUUUAUGUCUGCCUUUUACUGCAUUUUUGACCGCGGGAAUGACAGAGUGGGAUUUGCAAAAGCUGCUCAUAGGAAGGAUUAUUACUGAGUUGCAACAGCAUUUAUUCUGCCUCAACCCGAAUGCUGUUGUAAAGAUCUUCAGCAGACCUGUGAAAAAGGACUAUAACUGAAACUCUGAACCAGAAUGUAGUCACCCCUCCCCAAGAUUUCAGGGUUUGGGAUGAUCCUUGUCCCAGAUUACAUAGUUUGGUUCAAUCUCUAUAUAUUUACAACCAAGACAUAUUUUCUUCCUGAAUAACUGAUGAACACCACAGCUCUCUAAACGAAGACAGCUCAUCACAGCUCGUUGCACAGAUCUGCAAGAGAGCAUGAAGGAUAAAAAUGCUUAACAGUGCAAGACCGACGAGAUGGCAGUUAAGAAUGGGUGAAACUAAUCCUGGUCUGAUCUGUUCUGGGUACUGUUUCUUCUUCUUGUGUGCUGUUUCCAUCUCAUUUCCCACUGACUUUCUUUUCCUCAUUAUGUUCCAUGUUUUGGCAUCCUUGUUUCCUUGGUGCCACAUAAAUUCCCUUUAUAUGGUCUUGCUCCAACCGAUUUAUAUGAAGAGUUGGACUGAUCCCUGUGUGAUCACCGUGUUCUCCCCUACCCUUGCAGACAACUUCCUCUCAAACCUGCUUUUCCCGUGUUUGUUCUCUCUUAACUCUUCUUCUCUUUGGGGUCUCGGUGUUCAAUGCUGCCUGACACCUCUGCCCUUUGGCAGUUCAGACAGCUGGGAGCAGCAUCUAUCUGCAUUGCAAAAAACAGAUCACAGUCCGUGCAAGGGGAGCUGUUGAGCUUUCUACAGAUGAUUGAGCCAAAGAAGAUCCACCUGAAAGAUACCCACUGAAAUAUUUGUUUUGGUUGCUAAAACUGAUGCUGCCCCUGUUCAUGUGAAUAAAA
Messenger RNA from Cygnus olor (mute swan), 2119 nucleotides. Its product is annotated as cathepsin E-like. Gene Ontology annotation, molecular function: aspartic-type endopeptidase activity. The record is from RefSeq and is a predicted model, not a curated record. Gene Ontology annotation, biological process: proteolysis. Lineage: Eukaryota; Metazoa; Chordata; Aves; Anseriformes; Anatidae. The coding region runs from base 53 to 1270 and encodes 405 amino acids. The transcript is spliced from 9 exons.